This is a messenger RNA of Porites evermanni, 933 nucleotides long. NCBI's taxonomy places the organism in Eukaryota, Metazoa, Cnidaria, Anthozoa, Scleractinia, Poritidae. The record is from the annotation of a GenBank genome assembly.
AUGGGAGAGCCAUUAUGUUACGCAUACUCCACCGCAAUAUCAAUAUCUCUUAACGUCUCCAUAAUGACUUUGUUUCUGAUCAGUUUGGAUCGCUUAAACGCCGUCUCAAAGCCUUUUCAUUACCGAGCGAAAGAAACUUUCACCCAGAAGUGGACUAAAUGGUUAAUCCUCUUUGCUUGGGUCCACUCUGUGUUCUGGGCCGCAGCGCCUCUGGUUGGCUUUGGAGAGAUCAUCGAAGACCCCAUCACUAACUCUUGCAAACCUAACUGGGCUGCUAAAGGCCUAACAAACACUUUGUACACCAUGGGCUUAGCAGGUUUCGCAUUCGCUAUCCCGGUAGUAUCUAUGAUAGUGGUAUACGGUAUCAUCUACUAUCGCUCUAAAGUUAGCAGUCGUUUCAUGAAAGAUCGUUCUCAAAACGCGGUUUCUGAUGAUGCAGUGCGUCAAAAACAACAGAGUGCAAUUUUACGGACGGUGUUAGUUGUGGUUGGGAUGUUUGCAGUUUGUUGGUUACCCUACACCAUCGCCACAACGUUUAAACUGUUCUUUCGCAAAGCGCCGCCGUCUUGGUUAGUUCAUUUUGGAUUGAUGAUGGCGUCUGCUAACAGUUUUGUAAAUCCUGUCAUUUAUUCUGCAUUCGAUAAGAGCAUGAGAGACGAGUUCAAGAGAAUUUGCAAACUCUGCAACAGAAAAGGAGAUGAUCUGUACGACGCUAGGAGCCGACGAACAAGCUCAAACUUGGCCACAUAUAACACCACUGUAACAAGAAUAAGCAACGAAGCAGUCAAUAAGAUUCUUAAGGAAGGCAAAUUUACUGAAAGCCCGCCGUUGUCGAGAAAAGAUACAAUGAAUAAUGACAAAAUGGUUACUGAUAUGUACGUGGAUAACAUCGUCCAGAAAAUGGAAAAAUCUGGGAGGGAAACAUGGGUUUGA